CAUCCCCAUGUACGUACGGCAUGAACACUCGAACGGUGUCAUUGCACAUCCUGGUUUUGUUUCUUCUGCUUCAUUCGACUGAUUCUUCGGACACCCUUGCCCCAAAUGAUACCUUGAAAGAUGGUGAUGUCUUAAUCUCCCAAGGAAGAAAAUUUGCUCUUGGUUUCUUCAGCCCAGGAAAGUCAACCUCGCAUUACCUGGGGAUUUGGUACUAUGGACAACCGGAGCAAACCGUUGUUUGGGUUGCUAACAGAGAGCAUCCCCUGAAUGGUACUUCAGGAGUUCUUGCAUUGGAUCGCUAUGGAAACUUGGCGAUCAAUGCAAACAAUGGAAGCUUCCUCAUUUGGUCAGCCAAUGUUUCGUCCCUGAAUUUAGAUAAUUCUACCACUGCUCAGCUUUUGGAUUCAGGUAAUCUGGUUUUGAAGCAUGAUUUAAGCAAAAUGGUUGUUUGGCAGAGCUUUGAUUAUCCCACGGAUACCUAUCUUCCGUCCAUGAAGCUUGGGUUGGACCGGAGAGCAGGUUUGGACCGAUUCGUGACGUCUUGGAAAUCCGAAGGUGAUCCAGCACCGGGCAGUUGUUCAUACAGGUUUGAACCAACAGGGUACCCACAGUUGUUCCUUUACAAGGGUCGAGCUCCGUAUUGGCGUGGCGGAGCAAUAAUUGAGAAAAAGCAGGGUGCUGUUCCCGAGAUGGCUAAUGAUUUGGUCUAUAAUAUCACAAUUACGAUUAACGCGAUGGAGGUUUCUCUGAUGUAUGGCAUCGCCAAUGCAUCAGUUGUCCCUAGAUAUGUGGCAUACGAGUCAGGGCUCCUUAAACACUUCAUAUGGCACGAUGAAGAGCAGCGGUGGACCGAGUUUUCUUCCCAUCCAAAGGAGCAGUGUGACUACUACGGCAAGUGUGGGCCUAAUGGCAACUGUGGUGCAAACUAUGCAGAUCAGUUCGACUGCACAUGCCUGCCUGGCUUUGAGCCCAAGUCUCCGGGCGAUUAAGGGACGGAUCAGGUGGGUGCAAGAGGAGGCAAAACACGUCACUGUGUAGAAGUGGGGAAGGUUUCGUGAAGGUGGAACGGGUGAAGUUGCCUGACACUUCAACAGCCCAUGUCGACAUGAACCUAAGCUUGAACAAGUGUGAGCAGGAAUGCUUGAGUGAUUGCAAUUGCACAGCUUAUUCGAGUGCAAAUGAAACUAUGGGGGAAUUCGGAUGCCUUAAAUGGCAUGGAGAUUUAAUGGAUACAAGAGAAUAUUCAGAUUUGGGUCAAGAUUUAUAUGUGCGGGUGGAUGCAAUUUGACUUAGCUCGCUAUAGGAAAAAGAGUACAUUUGUGAAGAAGGCAAUGGUGGCACUAUCGGUAUCUGCACUACUGUUGCUGCUCUUAGGCUCCCUUAUGUACUGCCGUAUGUUGAAGAGGAAAAGAGCAGAUAGAAGAGGGCGUAAUCCUCUUGCUAGCGGUACCACAAGCUCAGCAUAUUUCAAUGAUCUUCCAGGUCUGAAAGACCUCAACAGUGAAGGUAGACAAAAAAAAGAUCUACCACUCUUUGAUUUUGAAACUGUAGCUGCAGCCACAAACAAUUUUUCCUCAGUCAAUGAGCUUGGCCAAGGCGGUUUUGGAUCUGUAU
Eucalyptus grandis is the source of this 1614-nucleotide messenger RNA. Its product is annotated as G-type lectin S-receptor-like serine/threonine-protein kinase RKS1. The transcript has 3 exons. Bases 21 to 989 code for a protein of 322 amino acids. Gene Ontology annotation, biological process: recognition of pollen. The record is from RefSeq and is a predicted model, not a curated record. Lineage: Eukaryota; Viridiplantae; Streptophyta; Magnoliopsida; Myrtales; Myrtaceae.